ACAAAAUUCACAUAAAAUGAGAACGAGCAUAACAAGCUCGUUACCUAAUACAUGUUUCUACGAUUGUAUACCUACGUGUUAUAGAAACCGCUAUAAUUAAAAUUUCAAUCUUAAAAACUUGUUUUAUAUUUUUUGUUUUAAUGGGCUCAUUCUAAAUAGGUAGUCUGAGUUCAAAAAGAUGAAAUUUGAAAUGACGCCAUACAUUUCAAACUUUAACAAACUUUUGGUAAAUUAUGGUGAACAUAUUUUUUUACAAUUAAAAAUAUAUCAAAUCAAAAGAAGUAUAACAAACUCAAAGUCUGCGUGUCCGUCUAUAAGUUGGUACAUUAUAGUCUUCGUUAUAUCAUCACUGAUGAUAAAGGCUGUAAGUGGUUUUGAAAAAUGGUGUUUGUGUAACGACUAUUAUAGUUGUCCUGUUGUCACAGAUUUAAUACAUGUAUCAAAUUUAGAAGAUCGGUUUCACGAAUUUCUCAUAUGUCAUUUCAAAGAGUAUUGGGGAUAUGCUUACACUACUACAUCAACGAUUUGUGAUAUUUUGGUGAUUAUUGCUGCUCUUAUCCGGAAUUAUCAUCAACUGGUAUACCCGUGGCUAUGUAUUAAAGGAAUAACUUUGAUUGGGGAAAUGUUGUGUAUUUUAAAGGAAUACUGCAUGAACGACUGUAAGCCAACUACGUUGCAGUUAGUAGUUUUAGCGCACGCAUCUUACAGUUGGUACUUUAUUUAUAUAUGGAGCUCAUAACAGAAGUGGCAAAUGAAUAAUGUAUUAACAUAGAUAUAAAAUCAGAACAUUUGGUCUUACAAAUCAUAAGUAUUACUGAAUACUUAAUUAAAUCUAAAUAUAAUAAAAAUGAAUGAAUCCCAUGUUGUAUAUAAAAGGAAUAAUUUGGAUAUAUUGAUAUACUUAUAGGUGAUUUUUGUACUAUGAACUGCAUAUAAUAAUUUAUUAAUGUUUAGCAAAUAAAAAUAUUUACUCUUUUAAUUGAAAAUAAAUCAUCGUUUUUACAAGUAUAAACACAAUUACAUGGAUUGUGGAUAGCCGCCUGAUGUCGGGUAUGAAGUCUUUCUUUCAAAAUACUGUCUUGUUGCCAUUUUAACCAUAAUAAUAAUAUAUUAAUCCACAUUAUAUAAUAACGUGUCACAGGCAACAGCCGAUAAAAUACUUGGAAAAAUGCUUUAAUAUAAAUUGUACAUAUAUUAAAUGUUUGAUUUAGCUACUGUUACAGCCUCUUGAAUACGAGGAGGCAGCAAGAUCUUAUAUAUUAUACCAAGCGUAUAUAAACGCGUUUCAAGUGCGUGUAACCGACAAACAAUAGAUGCAGCAGUGUUGCAUAAAGUGUAUAGGUUGUACGUGACUUAAUUAUAUGAACGCUUUUUAUUGAACUUCGGAAACAACCUGCUUUCAAAUAAUUGAUAACAUUCACUGGACUCACGAGUAAUAUAAUAUAAUUAUGUACAACAUGAAUUAUAAUAUACGUAAAUUACAUUUAACUAUAUAGCUGAGAAUAAAUGUGAUAUAAUAAUAUUAUGAGUUUAUGAGGGGAAAACAUAUAUAAACUACUCGCAUAGCUAGCCGUAGGUAUAAUUAUACUAAUAUACAAUACAUUAUGAUAUAUUUAUAUAUAAUUUGUUUUUCAACAUUAUUUUACUCAUAGACU
Messenger RNA from Aphis gossypii (cotton aphid), 1655 nucleotides. RefSeq lists its product as uncharacterized. The transcript is spliced from 8 exons. Lineage: Eukaryota; Metazoa; Arthropoda; Insecta; Hemiptera; Aphididae. The record is from RefSeq and is a predicted model, not a curated record. The coding region runs from base 179 to 739 and encodes 186 amino acids.